CACCCCAAAAAAUCUGGCAAAAAUUCCUUGGGAAUGCUGGAAUUCUAAAGAAAGGAACAGUCAGCUCCAUGAAAUUUUAGGAGGGGAAAAAAAUUCUUGUUUUUUCCCAGGUUUUGGGCGUUGCCAAAUGUUGGGAAUUCUCUCAGAAGGUGGAAACCCUAUCCCUAAUCCCCCACCCUUUGGGGGGGAUUUCCAGGGGAAAGGCUGUGCAAGGAUGAACAGGAGCCAGCAGGGAUUUUCCUGGUCCUGGGAAUGCUCCUGGCUCCUGGAUUCUCCCAGCACUUUGCCUCGCCCUUCAGCAGGAAUAUCGGAUUGGAUGUUUGCAGUAAUUGGAAUAUUGAAUAUCCCCCCGUGGGGAUGGGGGGGCUCAGCUGGGCACCAGCGCCCCUGGGAGCUCAUUCCCACUCUCAGAGUGUGGCAAUGGGAAAACUGAGCGGGAAAACUGGGCACAGCCAGGCUGUCCUGGAUGUCCUGCCCUGCUCCAGGCUCUGCUCCCCUGGGAGCAGCAGAAUUCCUCACCCCAGGCACCUGCGGGAGCCGUGGCCGUGUCCUGAGCUCCCGACAGCGGCCCUGGGAAGGGCAGCUAGGAUGCCAAGGGAAUUCCUUUGUGGGGACAAAGGUGGCACUGGGAGAGCUCAGCCUGGCCCGGCUGCAGGAGGGACCAGGAAAACAGGGAAACAGGGAAAGAGGGAAUCAGGAGGGACCAGGAAAAGAGGGAAACAGGAAAAGAGGGAACCAGGAGGGAUCAGAGAUAGAGGGAAUCAGGAGGGACCAAGAAAACAGGGAAUCAGGAGGAACAAGGAAAAGAGAGAACCAGGAGAGACCUGGAAAAGAGGGAAUCAGGAGGGACCAGGAAAACAGGGAACCAGCAGGGACCAGGAAAAGAGGGAACCAGGAGGGACCUGGAAAAGAGGGAAUCAGGAAAAGAGGGAACCAGGAGAGAUCAGGAAAACACAGCCCCAAAUGCGUCACUGGGGGCUGAGGGCUCUUCCCCAUCCCCUGGAAUCAAUUAGGGAACAAUUCAGGCUGGAAAUACCGGGAAGGGAACAGAGCAGGGAUGGGCAAACCUCAAACAAUGCAGACGUCUGGAGACUCGUCUGGGACAGAGCUCGGGUGGCACCGGGGAGCUCUCCGGGAGCUGGCACCGGGAGGAGCCGCCCCGGGAGCUCCAGGCUUGCCUCAUUUUCCCUCCCACCGAGCUUUUUCCAAGGACUGCUGAAGGAAUCACUCCCUGCUCCAGGGGAGAACAGCCCCACGGAGAGCUGGAGCUCAGAACAAAGUGCCGGGCCCAGUCCAGGGUGCCAGUCCUGGGUGCCAGUCCUGGUCCCAGGUGCCAGUCCUGGGUGUCAGUCCCAGGUGCCAGGUGCCAGUCAUGGUUCCAGGUGCCAGCCCCAGUCCUGGGUGUCAGUCCCGAUUCCAGGUGCCAGUCCUGGGUGUCAGUCGUGGUUCCAGGUGUCAGUCUCGAUUCCAGGUGCCAGUCCUGGGUGCCAGUCCCGGUUUCAGGUGCCAGUCCUGAUUCCAGGUGCCAGUCCUGGGUGCCAGUCCCGGUCCCAGGUGCCAGUCCCAGGUGCCAGUCCCGGCUCCCGGAGUCCCAGCCACAUCCAAGGGAGCUGAUCCUCCAGGAGAGCCAAGCCCAUGGCAGAGCAGAGAGGCUCCGUGCCCUGCUCCCAGCCUGCCAGGCUUUGGGGCAGAGCUGCAGCAGGGAUGGAUUUAUCCCCGCAGUGUCCGCAGAGGGGAAACCCCCCCGGGGCAGCAGCAAGGCUCUGCGAGCACUGAUCCUGUCCAGCCUGGGCACGGCUGAGGGGUUUGUGGGGCGCUGCGCUGCUCCCCAGGGCUAUUUGGGUGCCCACAGCUGAGCCGGGGGGUGGCUGGCACCUCUCCCCCUUCCCAGGGGCACAGAGGUGGGCGUGAGCAGCGCUGCGGGCUCGGGGCUGUGCCACCGGGAGGGGCUCAGAGCCGGGACAGAGGGGCCCUGAGAGCCCCCUGGCAUCCCUCCCACUCCUCGGGCUCCUGGGGAUGGGCACGGGGCUGCUCCAUCAUCCCUCCGUGCCCGGGAAUGGGCACAGCCCUGCCAGGGCAGCUGCAGCCGUGCCAGGCCCUGCCAGGGCUUGGGACAUCACGGUUUGGGAGCAGGGGCUGGGACAGGCUGGGGGAGCCGGGGGGAUUCCGGCUGCUCCUCCCUCAGCGGGAUUCGGGUACCAAAAUGGGGAGGGGAAAGGGGGUUCUGCAGGCAGAGGGGAAAUACGGGGGGCUGCCCCGGUUGCUGUGCCCAGAUGUGCCCCAGGUGUGCCCAGAUGUGCCCCAGGUGUGCCCAGGUGUGUCUCAGGUGUGCCCCAGCCGUGCCCAGGUGCUCCCAGUGCCAGGCCAGGCUGUGCCGAGCAGUCCUAACGUGGUCUCCCCAAAAAACAGGGGGUGCAGGGCAGCUUGUCUGAGCAAAGGUGCAUUUCCAGCAACUCCUGCCUGGGCCAAACCCCACAAAUCCCCACCCUGAGCUACCCAAACCCCACAAAUCCCCACCCUGAGCCC
Molecule: messenger RNA, 2526 nt
Organism: Motacilla alba alba
Lineage: Eukaryota; Metazoa; Chordata; Aves; Passeriformes; Motacillidae
Exons: 2
Coding region: 253-1614 (453 amino acids)
Source: RefSeq, a predicted model, not a curated record